UGGAGCAGGUAGGGCCGGGGCACGCAACGCGGAGGCGGGGAAGGACAGCAGGCAGGGGCUCAGGCUCGAGGAACAUAGCUCUCGGGACCCCCGGGAGUCCCCAGCCUGUCGCGCGCCUUGGGGGAAGCCAAAAGGUCAGCAACAUCUCCCAGUUGUCUGCAGACGCCGGUGCACAGAGGUGUUCAGGGUGCAAGCCGAAACACCCCGAAGCUGGCUACAUUUGGGGCGACAUCUCUGGCCUGCGGAAAGCUGGUGGUUUCCUUGCCCGCUCCCACGAAGUCACCGGGAGCGACCUGGACUCCCCCCGGAAGAGAAGUCUGCGAGAGAGAGGAGCUUGGUAGCACCGCAGAGAGCAAGGGCAGAGAUGUUGUACUGAGGAGUUGGGGGACAGCACUUGUCUUCCUGAUAUCACUUCUUACACUUGACCCCAGGGGUGGUCAGAGGGGAGGCGUCACAGGAACAGAGAUGUCAUUGACAGCAGUCACUGCCGGCAUGAGGCAAGAUCGGCUCUGGGAUCGCUCACUGUUCUUGAAGGAGGAGUGACUGGAACCCAGCACCCAGGAGGUGAACCCAGGCGGACCUGAGGAGAAGCCUGUAUCCUGUGUCCUUGGGAAACUGCUCACUGCAGGGUCAAGAUGACCACAGCCACCACUUUGGGGGACGCCGUCUUCUCGCUGAACAUGACCAGGGGAGAGGACGCCCUGUAUAAGAGUUCUGGAGCCAUCGUGGCCGCCAUUGUGGUAGUUGUCAUCAUCAUUGUCACCUUGGUGCUGAUCCUGCUGAAGAUGUACAACAGGAGAAUGAGGACCAGGCGGGAGCUGGAGCCCAAGAGCCCAAAGCCACCUGUCCCUCCUUCCCUGGACCCAAACAGCAGUGGCAGCCAGCAGCCUGCUACUGUGACCUUCGACCCUGCCGAUGUUCAUGUGGAGACUCGGUGACCCUGCCUUGGCGCUGUCCCUGCCUCUGCAAAGAGCUUUUAUGACCCGAAAGUCCACUCUGCUGGCAGUUCACCGAGUUCUUUCUGGUUGGGUAAACUGAGGCACCUUUCAUACAGCCCCCGCAGCUUGAAGCCAUCCUCACCUGUUUGUUCUCUGGCCACCCCAGCUAUGUCCGUGUCCCUGCUGCCACCCAACCAAGGCUCUGAGGACAUUCUUUUGGUACCUGAUGAGACGCUCUGUGUUGGGGAGACUGGUGUGAGUCUGGUUCUCCCCUCACACGUGCUACAGCUAGACAGCUCGACAGACAGACAGACAGACAGACAGACCUCUGAGUCUUCCGCUCAGGGUCAGGAAGUGUUAAUAAGAGUGUCAAUUAGGAAGCCUCCAGGAACAUCUCAGCCUAAGGGCAUGUCCACAACUUCCUCUAUCCUAUAACCAGAUGCAGGGACAUUAGCUUGGACUAACAAAACCACCUUGGUAACAUCUAACUGAUCCAGUACUAGACAGGCGCUAGCCAGCUCAUGAUGGCCGGCCAGCGGUCUCCCCCUUUAACGAAGGGUACAAGAGGCUGGACGUGGUGGCACGUGCCUGCCAUCACAGCACUCGGUAAAAGCAGGAACACUGUGAUUGCAAGAGCAGUUUGACCACAUGCAGAGAUGCUUCUCUUAAAAAAAAAAAAAAAAAAAAAA
Molecule: messenger RNA, 1627 nt
Organism: Apodemus sylvaticus (European woodmouse)
Lineage: Eukaryota; Metazoa; Chordata; Mammalia; Rodentia; Muridae
Gene: Ncmap
Product: non-compact myelin associated protein
Exons: 6
Coding region: 636-938 (100 amino acids)
Biological process (GO): regulation of myelination; peripheral nervous system myelin formation
Cellular component (GO): paranode region of axon; Schmidt-Lanterman incisure; plasma membrane
Molecular function (GO): structural constituent of myelin sheath
Source: RefSeq, a predicted model, not a curated record